UGAUGAUGACUUUUUCUGGGUGUCUGGCAAUUUUGAAGACCAGCAAGCCCAGAUCCCUGGCCGAAGUAUAAACUGGAAUAAAGGAGAACCUGGUAUAAUUACUUCGGUUUGUUGGCAUGCUUUGUUUUAUUUCGGUUACCCGUUCCUGAUCCGAACUAACAGUUUGUCUUCUUUAUGCAGAUUCAGCCCAUCUUCAAUCCUUGUAUAGUUACUCCAACCUGAACACUAUCCGCGCUGCACUACGUUUUCCAGAAAGAAGUUGGGCCAAACUUCUAAAUUUCGAACCGACAUACAGAUACAGCGGCCGCCAAAAAGCCAAAGUAACUGACUUUUUGUUGGAGGACGCCCCCGAACCGGACCCAACCUUGCCACAAAUUAACCUAAUCCCAUUGACUGCUGAAGAAGAAAUGGCCAACAGAAACAGAGUCAGGGCCCUCUUGACCGAGACAAACCGAGCCGAAGUACCACCAUCCAACCAGACUCAGGAAACAGUGGUGGCCCUUCCAUCUCUACAACCUUCUUCAUCACGCCGAAAUAAGUGCGCCCAUACUACCCAGACCGAACAACGCUUAGUUGAUGAAGACGAAACCACUCUGCCGCCAAGCCCUCCACCGAGCUUGCAACCGGAGCAUGCCGAUCGAGCCAGCUCUUCCAAAUGGGCACCUAAAUUGACUUUCUAGAACCGUGAUAUUCAGGACACUGAUUCAGUUGUCGCUGAAAAAGACCAUCUGAUGGCUUUCAACCUUGCCAAGAGUGUGUGCCUCCCAACUGACAUGGAGCACCACAAGAACUUGACCAAGCUAAAGUCCAUCCGCUCGUCCACGAAAUCCAUGAUCCUGGCCGUGCAAAAGAGCCAAAUUGCGCAUAAAAAGGUGUUGGAGCUCAGGAACACAGCAAGGCCAGCCAUGGCAGAGGUUGAAGCAAAAACAACCGAACUGAAGGAGUCCUACCAGAAAACAGCCGAGCUAGAGGCCGAGGUAGCUCGUCUGACCGGACUAGUUACCUCGGCCGAUGCAGACAAACAGAAGGCCCUAACUGUGAUGAAGGAUAAGUACCUUCGUGAGUUAGUCAAGCUCGAAGGUAAGAAGGACACCGAGAUAACGGAGCUGAAGAAGAAGGCAGAAGACGCCGAGCUCCGGGGUUUCAAGGAGGGUGAAGCCCUUUAUAUCAAACAAUGUGAAGCAGCAAAGGAUUUAUUCUUCAAGUGCGGCUGGAGAGGUGCUGUGGAGCAGCUCGGUUGUGGGCCCGAAACCGAGGUUUACAAUGCUCCUCAGUAUUUCAUUUACCAUACAUAUCAACAAGAGCACUGUUGAUACACACAUUUGAAUUGAAACCCAUUUGAAUUGAAACCCAUUUGAAUUGAAAUCACAUUUAUGGUCGUUGUUUGAUUUAACUAAUUCUAACAAUUAUAGAUUUUUUUAAUUUUUUUUUAUUAUAUAAUUUUUAGAAAAAUUACAAGGUCUUCUUCUGUAAGUUAUCAGCUAACUGAAAUUAAUAUUACCUCUGGUCAAAAGCACACCAACCCCUAUCAUUAACCUUUGUUCACCCAAACCAAACUGACCUUAAUCUUUCUCAUACAAUUAACAUUGUCUUUCUUUCCAAACCCACACUUUCUUGCUAAAUUGCUACCACCUCCUUUUUUUAUCUCUCCGCAGCCUCUUCCACAACCAUUGCUAACCAUGAACCAUGUACCAGCCUCAAGCACCACUUUCCUAUGAACCAUCAUCGUGGAACUCUCCUUCCCUCAUCAUCCCCAUGACUUACCUACAUAUCAACAAGAGUCUAGGGUUUUCUGAAAGUUAGGGUCAAAUGGAUCUUGAAUUGUUGUGAUAUGAUGCAAACUCAAUUGUUGUGAAAAAUUUGCAUUGACUGGCUGGUGGUUUGAUGAAAAACCAAAUCCCUCCAUUGGAGCAGGCGAUAUCAAAGAGUGUUUAGUCAAAUUUGAUGAAAAAGUAAUGCACCGUUGGAGAUGUCCUAAUGCCUCUGAAUCUGAAGUGGGAUGUCAGUUGUUUACCUCUUGCCUAUCACAGCAAUCAAACAGAACAUAAUCAAUUAGUCUUUCUAAUCAAUCACUUCAAUAAAAAUCAAAUUCUUUGCGUAUUAAUGUAUUACAUUCUGUGUUAAAAUUGUCUUGCCCACUACGGAAUUCAAUGCAUUCAAUGAGGAAGAUCGACUUGGCAAGCAGUGGAUUUCAUCGAUGGGCAAAUUUGGAGAGAACGAAACUAUAAAAAUCGAGGCUACAAUGUUUGAUGGGUCUGUUAUAGUUUCAAAAUCUGGUGAUGAUAGAGUUCUUUGUCUUAGACUUACAUGAACCUAAUUUUUAGCUAUGGCAUUCUUUCCUUUUCCUCACGUGAUCUAGCAUAUCAUUGGUUUGGCUCGUUAGGGAAUAAACUAUUUUAGUAAUUUUUUGACUUUUUAUGAAAAAAAUGUGCAAAAAGUAAAGACAUGUGACAAUGUAUGGUGACUUUUUGAUUAAAAUAUUUAGUCCCCAAACAAGGUAAGGCUUGGUAGACUUAUUUUGAGACCGAUUUUAAUUAUUUGAAUUGUUCACGUUUUAUGGCUAAUUGAGUAGAAUAUUUUUACAAAAAAUAAAGAUGAUUCCAUAUAAGUAGCUAUAUGUUUGAAUUGUAUUUUUUUUAUAUAAAAAUAAACUACAAAAAUGAUUUUAAGAAUAGUCAUUUAUUUUUUGUAAUACAAAUGUGAUUCAAACAUAUAAUUACUGAUAUCCAAUCAUCUUAAUCUUUUGCAUGAAUAUUUUAUUCAACGAGUCUUAAAAAGUGAAUGAUUUAGAUUACUGAAGUGGAUUCCAAAACGGACCUACUAAACCCAAAUGCUCUCUCAAAUUGAGAUAGCAUUGAUAAGUCUUAUCAAAAUAACACAUGUAAUGUUUUAGCUUUUCGAUGAGUUAAUAUCUUUGUCUCUUUUUCCAUGAACCUUCUAGUUUGACUUAUUUAGUUUUUGGCUGAUAACAAGCUAAGUUGAUUAUUUAUUUCUUGUUAAAAUAUUUCAGCAGUAUCUCAUUGAAUUUUUUGUGUUGUUCAUCCUAGUACAAAGCUUUGCAGUAAAUACGUAUUUUUUUUUUCCUCAACCCAAUUCUACUUCAAAUAAUUUGACAACCCAAUUUGAGGUUGACUGAGGGCUGUGAAAUUCAAUGUAUAAAGAGAGAAAUACAGAGAGAAUAAAUUGUAUGAAUUCAAUUGAUUGAUUAUUCAGUGAUUUACAACACUCUCAUUUAUAGAGAGGAAGGGUGGUACACAUAGGAUACUAACUAACUAACACCGAAAGCAGAAACAUUAUCAUUAGUGGGACAGUUGGACAACUAGAUAUUGCACACUAAUAUUACACUAGAUAUUGCACACUAAUAUUACACUAACAACCCCCCUCAAACUCAAGGA
This is a messenger RNA of Camellia sinensis, 3395 nucleotides long. NCBI's taxonomy places the organism in Eukaryota, Viridiplantae, Streptophyta, Magnoliopsida, Ericales, Theaceae. The record is from RefSeq and is a predicted model, not a curated record.